This is a messenger RNA of Lontra canadensis (Northern American river otter), 1572 nucleotides long. Its product is annotated as keratin-associated protein 10-7-like. NCBI's taxonomy places the organism in Eukaryota, Metazoa, Chordata, Mammalia, Carnivora, Mustelidae. The transcript is spliced from 6 exons. Bases 1 to 1572 code for a protein of 523 amino acids. Gene Ontology annotation, cellular component: keratin filament. The record is from RefSeq and is a predicted model, not a curated record.
AUGGCCACGCCUACCCUGUCCCUCUGCUCUAGCGACCGGAGCUACGGCAGCCGUGUUUGCCUGCCCGGCUCCUGUGACUCCUGCCCCGACUCCUGGCGACAGGUGGACGACUGCCCAGAGAGCUGCUGCGAGACCCCCUUCUGUGCCCCCUCUGCUCCCUCCUGCUGCAGCUCCUCCCCCUGCCAGGAAGACUGCUAUGUGUCUGUCUGCUGCACCCCUGUCUGCUGCAAGCCCUUCUCCCUGCUCAGCCCCCUCCUGCCACCAGUCCAGCCUCUGUUCCCUGUCCUGCUGCAGACCCUCCUCCUGCGCAUCCCUACUCUACUGCCACAUCAAGCCCACCCCCGGUGUUCGCGCAAGAGCAAGGGCAGCGCGUGGAGUACGGGUGCUCCCACAGCUUCCUUCAUAACCACUAAACCUGGAGACACCCCAGAUGGACUUCAACAGGCUCCCACGCGGAGUCCAGACCAAUCAGAUGAUGGCCUUCAGAUUCCCGCCCAGGACGGGAUCCUGGGGGUCCUGUCACUGACCCCUGGCCCCGGGGAAGACGGACCCCGUCAGCAGCAGGACUUCUGGGCCGAGGUGGGCACGCAGCAGGCCUGGCGGGAGCCCACAGGGCGGCAGAGCAGGGACACGCAGGAGGACCGGCGGCAGCAGCUGGGCUGGCAGGAGGAGCCAGAGGCACAGCAGGAGGAGGCGGGCACGCAGCAGGCGGGCCUGCACACGGGGCGGCAGAGCAGGGACACGCAGGAGGAUGCCUCCUCCAGCCCCACCGCCCCCACCAUGGCCACGUCCACCCUGUCCGUCUGCUCCAGCGACCUGAGCUACAACAGCCGCUUCUGCCUGCCCGGCUCCUGUGACUCCUGCCCCGACUCCUGGCAGGUGGACGACUGCCCAGAGAGCUGCUGUGAGCCCUCCUGCUGUGCCCCCACCUGCUGUGCCCCCACCUGCUGUGACUCCAGCUGCUGUGCCCCCUCCUGCCUGACCCUCAUCUGCACCCCUGCGAGCUGCGGGUCCAGCCCCUGCCAGUCAGCCUGCACCAGCUCCUGCCAGCCUUCCUGCUGCAGCUCCUCCCCCUGCCAGAAAGACUGCUGUGUGUCUGUCUGCUGCAAGCCCGUCUGCUGCACCCUUGUCUGCUGCACCCCUGUCUGCUGUGAGGCCUCCCCCUGCUCAGUCUCUUCAUGCUGCCAGCAGUCUAACUGCCAGCCCUCCUGCUGCAGCUCCUCCCCCUGCCAGGAAGACUGCUGCCAGCCUGUCUGCUGCACCCCUGUCUGCUGCAAGCCUGUCUGCUGCACCCCUGUCUGCUGCAAGCCCGUCUGCUGCACCCCUGUCUGCUCUGGGCCCUCCUCCUGCUGCCAGCCCAACCCCUGUUCCUCGUCCUGCUGCAGACCGUCCUCCUGCGUGUCCCUGCUCUGCCGUCCCGUGUGCAAGCCCGCCCCCUCCUGCUGUGCCCCCGCCUCCUCUUGCCAGCCCAGCUGCUGCCGCCGGUCCUCCUGUGUGUCCCUGCUCUGCCGCCCCGCGUGCUCCCGCCAGGCCUGCUGCAUGCCCACCUCGGCCCAGAAGUCCUGCUGCUGA